GUUGACAACCCUAGCAUCUGGACAACCAAAGGCAAGAGAAGAGGAAGGUUGACAACCCUGCAGGCUACUCGUGCACCCGUUCAAAUUGAAAUGACAAAAUCCGUUACUGUUGUGAUAGGUACAACAUCGUCAACAUCCAUGUCAUCCAUCGUUCUCUGUUCGUAGAUUUAAUUCGAAAAAAAAUUUAUCGAGAGAUUUUCGUACGAAAAUGAAUCCUCAUCAUGCGCCGGAAGGUGGUAAGCCAGAUGCGGACGGGCCUCGUUACAGCAUGCUACUUGCCCCGUUCCAACCGGCGACAAGAAUCGAACUGGAGACCAAGAUAAACACCGACGUAGAGUGCUAUUUAGACGUGAGGAACGCUGGCGAUAAGACACUAAACGUAUGCGUAACAAAGCUACCGUCUGUUGAACGUCGGAUCGUCCUAAGCUUGUCCAAGCUAGAGAUUCAAGGGAACAGCAGCGGGACAAUACAUAUGAAAUGGUCACCCAGAGAGGCGGGAUGUUGGCGAGAUGUAUUGCAACUUACCGAUAGUAGACGAAUUAAGUAUGACAUUAUUGUAGCGACGACUGCCAAGGAUGACAACAAAAACAACAAGACGAGAAGAAGGCUGAGACCGGCUGUAUCAAACUUCUCGAAUCUUUCGAGAAGUUUGUCGACUGUAAACAAACAACAGCAAAACAAACAAGUAAAACAAUCCAAAUAUGAGAAUAAUAAAGAGAACAUCUUAAACAGAAAUAAUGAAGCAAAGACGAUUUAUGUGUCGCGAGCAAAAGACGACGAGACUCAACAUAGCGGGACGCACGAUAAACUAGAACAUAUCUUGUGCGAGCAAAAUAUGAAUGUGUGGAGCGACGGUAGCCUCCUGCCGCAGGUCUUGCUUGCCUCGAACGUGCCGCAGGAUAUACGUCGGGCCACGUAUAUUAAGGAGAGAAGACCCUGCAGCAAUAUUCUGUACGAGCACAGUGAAGAAGUCGAUGAGAAUGCGGAAUGCGGCAGCGGCAAGGCGCAGUCCGACUUUUCCAUACUUCUGAAUAAAUUUACGUUCACGUCGACGGAUGUAGUCGCGAGUUCCCCGGAGCCGGCGAGAAGGGAAUCGACGGAGUCCACGGCUUCGCAGGCCGUGGACAAGCACAGAACGUUCAAUAUCAGCCGCAGUCAAGUCUUUGAGACGUCCGCAAUUUACGACGCGAAGACUUCCGUUGAGGCACCGACUUCUGUAUUACAACCGGCGGGCUUGCACAAUUUAUCGCCGAUCAAGCCCAACGGAUGCCCCCUCGACAUCAAGGAUUUGAUUUCGUCGUCGCCGAUUCAAUUUCAACAUCACUUUUCAAUACCGAAGGAUUCCAAUGGAUACGCCAAGCAUUUUACGGUGGACAUUGACUCGAGUAUCCAAACGACCAAUUGCGAAUACUACAGCUUCGAGGUGCUUCCUAGGAACGUCGAGGCGGCCAAGAAGACGGGAGAAAUGUAUAUCGAGAUCUCUCCGCCGAAGAAGCACUUCCACUCUAAGGUGUUAUCUAUGUCGGUAUCGAAAUUCAGCGGCGCGAGAACCGGCAGAGUGACGAAGAACAGCACCUUGCGCGACGAUGGGAACAGAAAGAAGCUACAACUGAACGUAUCUGCUGCAAAGAGGAAUACGAAGAAUGUACCAGCAAUCAAGCUAAACAAUUCGUCUCUCAGUACCUUGCGUAAUACAAAGUGGCAUACUUUGUCGUCCUUCAGAGAUUCGAGUUACCGAACGCGAAACGAAGAGGAAUAUUUCAUCUACGAAACGUACGGGUUGGACCCCUUCGCGCCGUCUACAACGGAGGAUCCGUUCAUUAAAAAUACAAUGCACUUUGACGAACCGUGGCUGCUGCAGCAAGAGUUGGCCUUCACAAAGUGGUUGAAUGCUCUGCUAUCCUCGCCGGAAGAUUUAUCUGUGGACAUUGAAACCGCCGUGACGGACGUCGGCAAGGUAUGGCAAACGUGCAAAGCGCAAAAGAACACCGUAUUGGCUGAAACCAAGGAGGCUGUAUCUGCUAGAUAUCACACGAAUACGAGAUUAAACACAUUACGAAAAGCCGCGAAUGCCAUGUUCAAACGGGACGAAGUUACGCAAGUGCUCUCACGUACCAACAUGUGCAUCGUCAAAGGGACUUUGUGUAUUAGAUCGGAUCGUAAUCUUAAUCGUGAUAUUGGUUUGCAGAAGCUCAUAUUAGGCUUGUUCCUGAGCUACAAUCCUCUGUGGCUACGUAUCGGCUUGGAAACCGUAUACAGCGAGAGCAUUCCGCUACGCUCGAACAACGACAUCAUUGGCCUGACUCGCUUCUUACUGACGAGAUUCUUUUCGGAUCCGCGACUGAUGAAAAUGCCCGGCUACCACAAAACCGAUCCGAGCCAGAAGUUCGUCACGCAGCUGAAUCAGUUUAUUCUGAGAAAAUUCCUGUUUCUCGUGUACUUUCUGGAUUACGCCAAACAGCACAAGCUGAUCGGCCACGAUCCGUGCCUGUUCCACAAGCGCGCCGAGUACAAGGAGAGCCGCGAGAUCCUGCUGAGCUUUUCGCGCGAGCUCCUGAGCGGCAUCGGCGACGUGACCAGGAUACUGCGCGGCCACGACUACGUGCUCACCUAUCGGCAGACCCACAUCGAGGAGUACGAUUACGCGGUGGUGAAUAUACGGCACGAUCUACGCGACGGCGUGAGGCUGUGUCGCGCGAUGGAGCUCAUCACCGGGGCCCGAGGCUUGACCCAACGUUGCCGGGUGCCGGCGAUAUCGCGUCUGCAGAAGGUGCACAACGUGGACGUAGCGUUGGGCGCCUUGCGUCAGGCCGGCUACGCCCUCGAGGGCAACAUCGACGCAAAGUGCAUCGCCGACGGCCACUGCGAGAAGACUCUGUCGCUUCUCUGGCAGAUCGUCCACAGGUACCAGGCGCCGCGGUUCGAUCGGGCGGCACGCGUCAUCCAGAGAUGGUGGCGGGCGCAACUUUGGUACGUUUGCGUGAGGAACUACCUGCGCGCACGAAGAGACUUGGCCGCGAUCGUGAUCCAACGUGCGUGGAGGCGCAAAACAACGCAGCUCUCGCGCUCGAUCGAGAUUGACUGCAAUCUUGAUGAACGCAAGGAAUUCUUGGUCAUCAGAACGGCCGCGAUAAACCUUCAGAGAUGGUGGAGGCAGGUGCGAGGAAGUGCGAAGGUGCAAGAGUUAAGGAGGAAACGCAAAGCCGCGAUCGCGUUGCAGAGGAGAUGGAGAGCUACGUUGCUGAUGCGGACGCAACGGAGUCGCUAUCUCAGUCUGAGGAAUGCCGCGUUGACGAUUCAAACGCGUUGGCGAGCGACGCGAGCGAUGAAACUGCAACGUUCCAAAUAUCUCGCGUGCAGAGAUGCCGUCGUAAAAAUACAAUCCUUGUGGAGAUCUGUGGAAAUCAUGCGGCGACAGCGCGAAUGGUUUCUUCACCGCAGAGAGAGCUCUCGUGUAAUCCAGGCUUGGUGGAGGCAGCAUCUGUUGGUGCGAAAAGCGCGCAACGACUUCCUGCUGACGAGAGCCGCCGCGCGUACCAUUGAGACGUGGUGGCUGAGCGUGAUCGACAGGAAGAGGUUCCUCGUCUACCGCAAGAGUGCCGUUCUCAUUCAGAGAACGUGGAGAAAACACCGAGCGCACAAGCGGGAGGUCGCCUGCCUGAAGAUACAAGCGUGGUGGAGAGCGGCGACGUGCUCGCGCAGAUACAGACUUCGGAAGACUUGCUGUCUGAAGUUGCAACGUUGGUGGCGCGGGAUCGUGCUUGCGAGACGCCAACGCUCGGGCUUUCUACAGCUGCGGGAAGCGGCGUGUGUUGUGCAGAAGAACUGGCGGGCGAGGACGGUCAGGAGAGAUUAUUUGAAGCAGCGGCGAGCGGCCGUACUGAUACAAUCCUGGUACCGCCGUACUCAUUCAGCGAGGAUCGUCCGACGACGUUACUUGAAGACGCGAAGGGCCGCGACACGAAUACAGAAUUGGUGGCGCAACGUUACGGUGGCUCGCGAGGAACGGCGAGGAUACCUGCGACUUCGCGGGAGCGCCAUUCUCCUGCAGAUUCACUGGCGCCGACGUGUCCUAGCACGCGGGGAUCGCCAGCGGUACCUGACCACGAGGAGGGCGUGCAUCACUCUGCAAUCCUGGUGGCGAAUGGUCAGAGCGCGGCGCGAGUACGAACGGUGCCGGAGCCAUGUGUUGAUGAUUCAGAGAAAGUGGCGCGCGAAGAGAGCCGCGCGCGUCGCGAGGAGAGAGCACCUGCUGACUCGCGCGGCUGUCGUCGUGCAAGCACGCUGGAGAGCUCGGGUGGCGAGGAAACGAUUCGUCGCUAUGCAGCAAGCCGCGAUAGUCAUUCAGUCAUAUUACAGAAUGAAAAUCGCAACGCAGAGAUACGCGUUGAUGAAGUACGCCGCGUUGAUCAUCCAGGCCUACUGGCGAGCCUACGCUGCCGGUAGACGAGAGAGGCUGCGUUAUCUGACUAUGCACCAGGCAGCGAUCACGUUGCAGCGUCGUUACAGGCAGAUGAGACUGGCACGCGACGAGAAAUGCCGGCUGUACGAAGUCGCUCUGAUCGCCACGAAGAUUCGAAGAGACGAAUGCGGUGAGGAGGCUAAUCAGAAGGAUCAGGACGUUAUUACGAAACUCGCGGCUUCGGGCAGCGACGACUGGCAACUGAGGAUUAGCGCGUUGCGCAGCUGCAGCAGCGUCGGGUCGCUGCUCACUUGUUUGAACAGCUUAGAUGCCUUAACAAAACUGUCACCCAUCGAAUGCGUGAUCUUCUGCGAGUUGAAUUUGGCCGAUGAAGUCUACAAUACGAUAGCGCAGAGCAACAGAUCGCUGCCGUGGAUGAAGGUCUGUCUGCAAGCGUGCAACAUUCUGAUCACCAUGGCUCAGUACUCCUACACGAAAAAGUAUGUCCUCAAGAAAGAGUAUGCAUUGCCAUUGGUGCAGCUACUGAGUGGAUCGUUGAAACACAAGGAGGUAUUUCUGCAUUGUGCCACUGUAAUAUGGCUGCUUGUCCAGGAUGAAGAUUACGCGAAGACUAUGGCAAUGUGUCCGCAAAUAAAUUGGCUAAUGAAAAAUAUUCAACAAAGAGUCUUGAAGGACGCUGCAAUGGCGAAACUUCAAAAAUUUAAGGACUGGGAGAAAUAUUGUGAACCUGAUCGAAAAAAUGUACAAAAACGUACACAAAGCCUGUUCACGGAUAUGAGUGUUGCCGUUGCAGCUAUUACUAAAAAAAUUUCCACGUGAUAAGAUACGCCUUCUCGUCAUUGAACUGCUCGUCUUCGGAACGAUCCGUGUGGAAGCGCGUCAGGAACUCGAUCAGCUUCUCCUGAUUGC
Messenger RNA from Wasmannia auropunctata (little fire ant), 5332 nucleotides. Its product is annotated as protein abnormal spindle. Bases 209 to 5242 code for a protein of 1677 amino acids. Gene Ontology annotation, cellular component: spindle pole. Gene Ontology annotation, molecular function: protein binding. The transcript has 11 exons. The record is from RefSeq and is a predicted model, not a curated record. Gene Ontology annotation, biological process: mitotic cell cycle; establishment of meiotic spindle localization; spindle organization. Lineage: Eukaryota; Metazoa; Arthropoda; Insecta; Hymenoptera; Formicidae.